Molecule: messenger RNA, 2869 nt
Organism: Oncorhynchus mykiss (rainbow trout)
Lineage: Eukaryota; Metazoa; Chordata; Actinopteri; Salmoniformes; Salmonidae
Product: protein Wnt-7b
Biological process (GO): neuron differentiation; canonical Wnt signaling pathway; cell fate commitment
Cellular component (GO): extracellular region
Molecular function (GO): cytokine activity; frizzled binding
Source: RefSeq, a predicted model, not a curated record
CAGCUCAACCCCGAAGCCCGUCCCAUGCCCUGCAUAUCCAUACCAGUUCAAAGGAGGAGGCGUGGAUAGAACUUUUCUUACCUGUAUUAGAGUACCUGCAGCUACAUGGAAAGAAUUUAAGAUGUCGUCAAGGGAGAGGAACUGCAACCGAUGUGUCACGGCUUCAAUUCAGACGAGAUUCUAUUGAAAAAGAGGACAUUGCACCGGGUGUAAAUGUACCUGGCGCUAGCAAGAACAAGUGAGAAUACAUAACUUGCCCUACUUUGAUACAAAGGACGAAAUAUAAGAACGCUUCACUCGAGAACUCAUCUUUCUCCUCGACCCCUCUCUCUCACUCUCAUAAGUGUUUCGUUUUUUAACACGCACGUUUUGGAUCAACAUCACUCUGCGACUCUCACCUGUGACGCGUUGACAAUGGAUUUCAGACGGCUAAAUAUUUCAAAGGUGUUUAGAUUUUACAUUUUGGAAAACAGAAGUUACAGGCCUAUCUGCAUCUGGAAAGGUUAGGUAUUGUAGUGUUGCCAAUGUGAACAUAAGCGUGACCAUUUCAUUCUAGUGAAUGGCCAGUCCCAGAAGCGGUUAUGAUCGUGCACAGACCCCUCCGAAGGUGGAGUUUUUACGUCUUCUUGUGUUUUGGCAUCAUCUACUUAAGGCUUGGGGCCCUGUCUUCCGUGGUGGCAUUGGGUGCCAACAUCAUCUGCAACAAGAUCCCUGGGCUGGCUCCUCGCCAGAGGGCCAUCUGCCAGAGCCGCCCGGAUGCCAUCAUCGUGGUGGGGGAGGGCGCCCAGCUGGGCAUCAAUGAGUGUCAGUACCAGUUCCGCUAUGGCCGCUGGAAUUGCUCCGCCCUGGGGGAGAGGACUGUCUUUGGACAGGAGCUGCGAGUAGGUAGCCGGGAAGCUGCGUUCACGUACGCCAUCACGGCCGCCGGCGUAGCCCAUGCCAUCACGGCGGCGUGUAGCCAGGGAAACCUGAGCCAGUGUGGCUGUGACCGGGAGAAGCAGGGAUACUAUAACCAGGAAGAGGGCUGGAAGUGGGGAGGCUGCUCGGCAGACAUCAAGUACGGCAUUGAGUUCUCCAGGAGGUUCGUGGACGCCCGCGAGAUCAAGAAGACCACGCGCCGGCUGAUGAACCUCCACAACAAUGAGGCAGGGAGAAAGGUCCUGGAGGAGCGGAUGAAGUUGGAGUGUAAGUGUCAUGGCGUGUCAGGCUCCUGCACCACCAAAACCUGCUGGACGACCCUGCCCAAGUUCCGAGAGAUCGGCUAUGUCCUGAAAGACAAGUACAACCAGGCGGUCCACGUGGAGGUGGUCCGGGCCAGCCGACUACGCCAGCCCACCUUCCUCAAGGUGAAGAAGACCCAGGGCUACCGCAAGCCCAUGGAGACCGACCUCGUCUACAUCGAGAGGUCGCCCAACUACUGCGAGGAGGACGCAGCCACGGGGAGCGUUGGCACCCAGGGGAGGCUGUGUAACCGCACCUCGCCCCACACAGACGGCUGCGACCUCAUGUGCUGUGGCCGGGGCUACAACACGCACCAGUACACCAAAGUGUGGCAGUGCAACUGUAAGUUCCAGUGGUGCUGCUUCGUCAAGUGCAACACAUGCAGCGAGAGGACGGAGGUGUUUACCUGCAAAUAAAGGGGCAUGACAUAAUGGACCUACAGUACGGUACUAUGAUUGGAAGGGGCGUGGCAGGACUACCUGGAUGACAAGGAAGACCCCAGAGAAAAGAUAAAAGGACAUGUCUUGGAACAGGAAUAGUGAAAGAUUUAAAAAUAAAAAGGAAUGGAAUGUUCAAUAUCAGCUCUUCAUGGCAUCGUUUUGCACAGCAGAAUCUAUAUGAGCUUUUUAAAAGAAAAGUGAGGGCUAAAUAUCAAUAGAUAAUAAUACUAAAAUCUUUGACUGACUGAGACAGAAUAAUGUGUGAUCAUGUACUGAUGUAAAAGUUAUGACUACAGGAAGCAAAUGGUGCCUGGAUGGGAACUGUGCAUUGCACUCUGGGAUUUGUAGUUAUUUUUUUCACAAAAUGGCUUCUUCAUGGAACAGAAAGACAGAGACAGACUCUGGAGAUGUGGUAGAAAAUGACAGUAACUGUUGAGGGAUGAGACUGGCAUGAGACUCUAAAAGUCUUUUAGUGAGAACUUUGAGUUUUACUUUCUUUUUCCACAGAGGGAGAGAGCAGAGGUGAAUAUUUGAGCCCCCAAACUGGAGGUGUUUUCUUUUUGGAGCUGUGUAGACAUGAAGAACGCUGUGUAAGUGUGGUGCCUUUGGGGCGCAUUGAAAGUGGAGAAGUCUCUAUAGUAAGCCCUCUGCUGCCAACUGGAAUACGGUGGAGUAUGUUAGUUUUCCAGUCACACUGGAACUGUCUGUUUGAACACUGAAAAUAAAUUGUUUAUUUAUGUUAUAGUAUCUUAAAACAAAGCACUAACGGGUAGAAAUGUCUUUUUUUGUACUAAGUGUAAAAAUUACUUUUUAGAAAACUCUGACUGAAGAUAAUGCGUGUCUUUUAGAAUAUGGCCCUAUCCCACUAUCCCACUAUCAAUCCCCCUUUUUCUAAAAUGGUUUCAUUGCUACUGGUGUGUUGACUACAUAAAACAUCAACAAUACAGGGUAUUUCACAUCACAAUCAAUCACAUUGGUUCUAUUUUGCUGGAGCAUAGCUUUUGUUUGCAGUCAUUUAUGCAGCAGACGUUAGGCCUACAUCCUGUCUGGGUUAUUUAGCAUAGACAGUAGCAAGAGAACUCAUCUCUUAACCGCAAAGAUCCUUCCUCAAUUAUUUAAACAUGAUAUUGCUGGAUGUAUUGUAGAGUGGUGCACUGAUAUUAUUUUCUAUUCAGAAACGACCAAAAUUAAAAAGAAAUAAUCUCCCA